Messenger RNA from Poeciliopsis prolifica (blackstripe livebearer), 1319 nucleotides. It is a transcript of the gene hey2, whose product is annotated as hes-related family bHLH transcription factor with YRPW motif 2. Gene Ontology annotation, biological process: regulation of transcription by RNA polymerase II; anterior/posterior pattern specification; regulation of neurogenesis. Gene Ontology annotation, cellular component: nucleus. The record is from RefSeq and is a predicted model, not a curated record. Gene Ontology annotation, molecular function: protein dimerization activity; RNA polymerase II cis-regulatory region sequence-specific DNA binding; DNA-binding transcription factor activity, RNA polymerase II-specific. NCBI's taxonomy places the organism in Eukaryota, Metazoa, Chordata, Actinopteri, Cyprinodontiformes, Poeciliidae.
GUGAAUUUUCAGGGAUGAUUAAAUUUGGCACUUUUCAUUUUCCAUACCUUUCUGUCGCACUCUUACUCUGAAGCAGACACAGGGUUGAGUCACUCCGUGGGAACGCUGCGGCAGCAGAGGAAGAGGAGGAGGAUGAAGAGAGGGAGGUCGUCAGCCCGGACCGCUGGAAGAUCCGAGAGAGAAGUUCUGAUUUCUGGAGGACAUCCGAAGCGGAUUCCUGAUUCUGGAAAACUUCCGGAACUCUGACGGGUCCGAGUCCGGCGGCUCUCCCCGCCGCCAGGCGCCAUGCACCGGCCGUGUGAGGACAGCAGCUUGACGGGCCAUGAGAGGCUUCCUGCGGGGGAUCCGGUCGGACUCGUGUCUCGCGCGCAGCUGAUGGCGAGGAAGCGGCGCAGAGGGAUCAUCGAGAAGCGGCGCAGGAAUCGGAUCAACGGCAGCCUGGCGGAGUUACGGCGACUCGUACCGGCGGCCUGGCAGAGACAGGGUUCUGCUAAACUGGACAAAGCCCAGAUCCUGCAGAUGACUGUGGAGCAUCUGAGGACGCUGCAGACGGGAGGGACAGGUCAGCAGGAAGUGCUGGCGCUGGACUUCCUGUCUCUGGGCUUCAGGGAGUGUGUGAGCGAAGCGUCCUGCUACCUCAGCACCGUGGAGCCCCUGGACUCCUGCAAUGCGCUGCGGCGCCGCCUGCUGGCCCACCUCAGCCACUGCGCGGACCAGCGGGACGCCGCCGCCAUGACGACCCGCCUGCAGCCCCGCCUCCAGCCCCGCCCUCCCCCUUACAGCCACUGGGAGGCGGCGCUGUACCCGCUACCGUACGGAGCGCAUGGCUGCAGCGCCCCCCAGAGGCCGAGGGACCUGCUGCAGCACAGCGUGACCUGCAGUGCUCCUUCACCUUCCUCCUCCUCUUCCUCCCUGCUGCCCCCCCAGUUCUCUGCCCCCCUCUUCUCCUUCUCCGCCCCUCUGUCCUUCCUCCCCUCCUCCUCUUCCUCACAGCCCCCCCACCGACCCUGGAGCUCCGAGGUGGGGGCCUUAUGACCUCUGACCCUGGUAGAACUUUCUGUCCAUUUCUGAUGGUCGACUCUCUGAUCUGCAGAACCAGAACCAGAACCAGAACCGCCUUCACAUCCGUUUUUCAGUUUAUCUAAAAUCUGUUUGCAGCUUUAAUGUGAAAUUUCUCCUCAAUUUCUGAACCAAAAUUCUGCGACGGAGAAUCAGAACCAGAACCGGGCUGAGACGUUUAAGUCCAGAGAAGAACGUCGCAAUAACACUUGGCUGAUUUGUAAACUUUGAGUUCAAUAAAGUUUGAUUCUUGACUGUUA